AUGGCGAAGCUGGACAAUUUUCUGCAAGCCUUGAAAGGAUUCAUCGUCUGCUCUGUUCCGGAAGUUUCCACAGAAGUCUCGCAUGUUUGUCUCUACUAUUCCACGGUGUCUAUUCUGGGAGCCGUGGCAAUCUUCUACGAAGUACAUGAAUACCUAGCUGAGAACCUAGACAAUAGCGUGGUCAAGGCUACAGCAAGAGCUGAUGAGAGAGGUAAAUUUCAUGUUCUUCAAUAA
Messenger RNA from Sclerotinia sclerotiorum 1980 UF-70, 234 nucleotides. RefSeq lists its product with no specific name. Lineage: Eukaryota; Fungi; Ascomycota; Leotiomycetes; Helotiales; Sclerotiniaceae. The transcript has 2 exons. Bases 1 to 234 code for a protein of 77 amino acids. The record is from RefSeq and is a predicted model, not a curated record.